AUGGACACCGACGACGCCCCACCGGUCUCUCCUACGAGUCAACCUAUAGUUGAACGUGAAAAGACAGCGCCGUUUCUCAUCCGCACUUUCGUGAAAACGGGAGGCUUCCAUCGCCUUACGUUGUUCACAGACAACCAACUUCCGACCAGCGAGGAGCAACAAGUGUACACUUGGAAAGACGCCACACUACAUGAAGUCCUAACAACAUUGCGCUCUGUGGGCCCACAAACGCCGGAAUACCGCCACCCCCUCGCUCGUUAUGCUUUCCGGGCCGUCUAUGCCGACCCGACUAACCGCGGCGCAAUCACAGCCAAAGACCUUGGCACAGUCUACUCCCGUGACAUCCUAGGCGAACCAGGAUCACUCAACGCGCCGGCGACGCGUCUGACCGAAGACGAAGAGUCAAACGAGCGUUACAAGGACGCGCGUACACUUGAUGAAUUGCGCUUUGCUCCUGGAGACUAUCUCUGCGUUAGCGUCACGCUACCAAAGGGCGCCGCUCCCCCGGCCGACAUUGGGAUAAAGGGUGCAGCUGGUCCUGGAAUUGGAAACGGCUGGAAGUCUGCUGGAGCAUUACCGCCUCCUCGCGCACCGGGAGCUCCAUCUGGACGUGGUGGCGGACAUUGGCGCGGCGGGAGCGACGCGCCGCCGCUCGCUGCUGGGCGCGGACGUGGACGAGGCAGGCCGGACGACUUUGGGCCGGGCCAUAACCGUGACCGUGACCGCGACGCGCCGAGGGACAGGGAUCGCGACCGGCAUGAUGACCGCGACCGGAGGGCACCGCUACCGCGCAGAGAUUCCCCACCGCCGAGACGCGACUCGCCGCCGCCUAGGUGGGAGAGGGAGCGCGAGCGUCUGCCACCAAGAAGACGCUCGUACUCGCGGUCUAGGUCGCCUCCGCCGCGUCGUCGGUAG
Peniophora sp. CBMAI 1063 is the source of this 915-nucleotide messenger RNA. The record is from the annotation of a GenBank genome assembly. NCBI's taxonomy places the organism in Eukaryota, Fungi, Basidiomycota, Agaricomycetes, Russulales, Peniophoraceae.